Molecule: messenger RNA, 426 nt
Organism: Aspergillus alliaceus
Lineage: Eukaryota; Fungi; Ascomycota; Eurotiomycetes; Eurotiales; Aspergillaceae
Exons: 3
Coding region: 1-426 (141 amino acids)
Biological process (GO): negative regulation of ATP-dependent activity
Cellular component (GO): mitochondrion
Molecular function (GO): ATPase inhibitor activity
Source: RefSeq, a predicted model, not a curated record
AUGCUCCGUCAAUCCAUCAGACCUCUCACCACCGCUAACCGCGCCCUCAUCUCCCGUUCAUUCUCAGCUCUUGCCCCCAAGAUGGCCGAAGGUGAUACUGGUGCUCCCCGGCCAGGCGGCUCUGCGCAAGCGUACGUCGAUCUUGUUCUCCUUCUCUCUCGUUUCAAGCCCGUAGAAGAGGCCCAUGUCCGACUGCUAAACGAUGACAUCAUCGUUAAUGGACUGGCGGAACAACUCACUAACGUACUCGCCAGCGACCAAUUCACCAAGCGUGAAGCAGCCCAGGAGAACUUCUACAUUCACGAGAAGGAGCGUGAGAAGCUUCUGGCCCUCCGCAGAAAGGUCCAAGAACAGCGCAAGCACCUUGAUGAGCUCGACCAGCAUAUCGAGGAAAUGACCAAGAACCAGGGCGGCGAGCAGAACUAA